This is a messenger RNA of Jaculus jaculus (lesser Egyptian jerboa), 762 nucleotides long. Its product is annotated as keratin-associated protein 24-1. Gene Ontology annotation, cellular component: keratin filament. The coding region runs from base 1 to 762 and encodes 253 amino acids. The record is from RefSeq and is a predicted model, not a curated record. Gene Ontology annotation, molecular function: structural molecule activity. The transcript has a single exon. NCBI's taxonomy places the organism in Eukaryota, Metazoa, Chordata, Mammalia, Rodentia, Dipodidae.
AUGAACUCAGGCUCCAUGUCUCUUCUGGGCUAUCCAGGGCUUUGCAGUGCUACCUCCCACAGAAAUCACUGCUACAUCCCUUUGGCUCCUUCCAUUGCUUUUUGCAACGAUGAUAUAGGUUCUUCCUUUGGACCCUGCUUGCCCAGUAGCUACCAAGGCAAUCUUUGGCUGCUGGACCACUGUCAAGAAUCCUACUGUGAAGCACCAAGCUGUGAAUCUCCCAGCCAUGAGCCCAAGACCUGUACGCCAAGUGGUGAUCUCCAGAACUCUUGUGUGCCCUGCAAUAACCCACCUGCAGGUCAAGUCACCAGUACUUGUGAAACUACCAACAUCAGAGCCAGGCCUGGCUGCAGCCCCUGCACUGGCACCAAAGGGUAUGUAUCCAACUGCUUCUCACCUCCUCGAUUUGCAUCCAAAGCCUGCCAGACACUUCAUAAUGGUUCCAACUGUGUUGGACAACUUAACUACUCAUACAAGAAUCUCCAGCCCCUAAAUUACUGUGGACUGGGUAAUUUUGGAUAUAGAAGCUAUCAAAAUCUUGGCUCCAUUACCAGAAGCAUCUCACCCUCAUUUUACAUUACCAGGGGCUAUCAACCACAAAGUUAUCUAAUAAGAAGUUGUCAGUAUCCAAAUUAUAGAUACUCAAGCUGCCAACCAUUGAGCUAUUUAUGUAGAAACUUUGGGUCCCUGAGCUGUAUACCCAGCACCUUCCCACCUCUUAGAUACUUAUGCAGUAGUAACAGACCUUGGAAUUGCUAUUGA